AUGGUUUCUGUUGACGGAGCGAUGCCAAGGAAGGAUGUAAAGAUCUACUACUUCAAUCUUCGAAAGGAAGCAAAAGAAGGAAAGUUUUUGCAAGAAGACCAGGCCAAAGACUCCAAGGAGAAAGAGGUCGUCGUGAUGACAGCAUCUUCAAACAAGAUUCAUGGGAAGGCACCGGAGGAGGUCACCCGGAGUCCCGAGCCGGGCUCGUGGCGCCCGGCUCCGCCCCGUGCCGCGCGGCACGGGGGCGCCGCGCUAACCGGUAUGCCGUGGAGUGAGGAGAAAAGCCUCUUCUGGCUCUAA
Molecule: messenger RNA, 300 nt
Organism: Durusdinium trenchii
Lineage: Eukaryota; Dinophyceae; Suessiales; Symbiodiniaceae
Source: the annotation of a GenBank genome assembly